GGGAGUGAGAUUUGCAUACGGCUUUAAUCAGCUGCAUACUGAUUAACUUUCAUUAUGUAUGCAGCACUUCUAGAUGUAGUCUUUGUGUUUCGCUGGUCUCGGUGUUCUCCGUCGGAUGUGUUCUCUGCGUCCGUCUGUGAUCUGAGUAUCGUAGCGUGGCUCGUGGACACAGCAGAUCUGAGCAAAGGCAGCAUGGAGAACGGAGCGCAUGGAGCUGCUCAGGCCAACGGUCAGGAGGGCCACAAACCCAGCGGUCAAGCAGCGGUCAGCGGCGUUCAGACACAGGAGCCGCUCCAGCAGGUGAGCAUGACUCCAGCGCAGCUGUUGCAGACGCAGACGCAGAUCCUGGCCGCAGGUCAACAGAGCAGCACUGGAGCCAGUAUCUCUGCGGCCACGCCCAUCACACUGUCCCAGCCCAUUCAGAUCGCCUCUACGCAGGGCUUGAACCUGCCACAGUUUGUCUUGGUCCAGCCGGGUCACUCCCUCAGUCCUCAGUUUCAGCCUCAGUUCAUCAUAUCUCCGUCUCCUCAGGGUCAGACCGGUCUACCUCAGAACCCAGCGCAGAGCAGCCUCGCCCUCACCGCACAGGCUGCUACACCGACGAGGAAGAUCGCCGCUCUACCGGCUCCAGCAUCUGCUCCCAAGCGCAUCGAUGCUGUGUGUGUGGAGGAGGCCAGCGACCUCGAGGAGCUCGAGCUGUUCGCCAAGAACUUCAAACAGAGACGCAUCAAGCUGGGCUUCACUCAGGGUGAUGUGGGGCUGGCGAUGGGGAAACUCUACGGAAACGACUUCAGUCAGACCACCAUCUCCAGAUUCGAGGCCUUGAACUUGAGCUUCAAGAACAUGUGCAAACUCAAACCUCUGCUGGAGAAAUGGCUGAACGAUGCAGAGCGCAUGUCUGCGGACUGCGUGGUGUCGAGUGCGAGCGAGAUGUCUCCGGGGCUCUGCGAGAGUCUAAACCGACGCCGCAAGAAGCGCACCAGCAUCGAGACCAACAUCCGUCUGGCCUUAGAGAAGAGCUUCCUGGAGAGUCAGAAGCCGUCGUCAGAGGAGAUCACACUGAUCUCAGAUCAGCUGAACAUGGAGAAGGAGGUGGUGCGCGUCUGGUUCUGUAACCGCAGACAGAAGGAGAAGCGGAUCAAUCCUCCCAGCAGCAGCAGCUCGUCCGGAUCAGCCCUCAGAACCAUCUACAGCAGCUCCUCAGCCGCGGUGUCCAGCGGCACGAGCACACUGACGGUCAGUCCUGUGGUUUCUCUGAACAGCAACAGUAUCUCUAACCUGACGUUCAGUGGCGGAGCCCUGGGUCAGGUGAUGUCGAACACGCCCUCCAUCAUCUCCAUGGCGCCCACCGUCACCACGUCCACUCCGGUCAUGACAUCACCCUCCCUCACCCCAUCCACCACAGCUGUCAAACAGGAAGUGGCGGUUUCCAUGGCGACAACAGCCAUGCAGGGGGCGGGGCAGCUGCUGGUGACAGGCACAGGACUGGGAGGAGCUAAUCUGACGGCCUUCACGGGUUUAAACCCGACGAUCAUAUCGGCGUCGCAGCUGAUGCAAGGCGGUGCGCUGCUGAGUCUGAGUCCUGCGCUGAUGAACAACAACCUGCUGGCCACCAUCCAGGCUCUGGCGUCUGGCGGCGCUCUUCCUCUGACCUCCAUCGAUGGAAACACCAGCCUGCUAUUCGCCAAUAACAGCGUAGGAAACCCCGCCCCCAGCAUGGUGACCACACCCUUCUUCCUCAACCCAUCCAGCUUCUCUCUGCUGCCGGCCAAUCUGCUGUCGGCGGGCGGUGCUGGAGGCGGAGCUCUCAACCUGCAGCUGACCAGUGAUGUCACCACGAUGACCAAGAGUGUGGGUGUGGCCUCGAAGGCGCAGUGAGCGUGUGGCUCCGCCCAUUUCUGUGCUAUCACCAAAAACUCUUGCGAACAAUCAACAUCUGAUGCCCAAGGAGACGGGGAGGAUGGAACCUAAUCCGUUUCUUAAACUAACGUCUAAAUUAACCAAAAAUGUGUGUCUUUCUAAAUCUUGACGAGAGAUUAUUUAGCGUAACAGAGUUUAUAUUGACUUUCUACGAGGAUCUCUGUUGUUUUUAUUUGCGGCUCCGUGGAACGAGCCGAUUGUAGAUAAUUUCAGAUUUCUAACCAAAAGCAUUUCAGAUCUUUUUCGUUGCGUUGGGUGGAGGUUUUGUCAGAGGACUUUUUAAACUAGUACUCACUUUAUCGAUAUGGUUAGAAGGCUUUAAACGAGUACUAACGGGUGCGGGCCAACUCCGAGUGAACUGAUUCUGAAUCGAGUUUGUUCAACUGAAUCAAUUGAACCUGUGAUUCGCUCACAUCUGUCUGUCCUAUCAGAUGUUGUUCCUGGCGAUCUGACGGAGCAGGGGUCAGAGGUCAGCACUGAUGCUCAAGGAUCUUCAGCUGAAGAUUGUGCUCUCAUACUACUGUGUACAGACACGCUUCAUUUCUGUUCCUUUGCCAAAGCAAACGUCUUGUUUUCACUCCUUUCAUUGAUUGCGUCUCGGUGUUUUUAUAUGAAAAUAUCACCAGUUUCUGUUCUGUGCUCGUGUUUCCUCUUCUACACGUGAAGCCACAGACGCGAGGCGGCAGCAUUGAUCUCGUCUCGUCUCUCGCUCUAUGGUUUAUUAUAUCGUUCAUCAGUGAUUGCAUGUGAGCAGCUUCAGGUUCAUCUUUAUUAUUUUCUUCAGGAUUGAAACCAAAGAUUCAUCAGCGUCCGUCUUUGUGUUUGUUUCUCCUCUUCUUUAGUCAGAAAACACUCUAUAUUUCAGGAGUAUAUAGAAACAUAUGAAAAAAAAAACAUAGUUUUAUUUUGUGGCUCCCAAAGCAGAAAUCCUCUUAAGGAUGAAAACCAAAGAUUUCUCACUUUCUCUUUGCCUUUUCUUUAUUUUAUUUUUUAUUUUUUAAGUGUAGUUAAUUUGAAAUCAUCAACUCAUUCUAGUCUUUAUGAUCCAGAGGUCAGAUGAUUGAUUUUCUGCUGGAAUAAGAAUUGAGACAAGGAAUCUCACUGUCUGUGUGUGUGUGUGUGUCUGUGUGUGUGUGUGUGUGUGUGUGUGUUCAACAGAAUGUGUUUCAUAUGUUACAGAAGGGCUGUUCUCUCACACACUCUUCUCUCUAACACACACACGCUUAUACACUCACUCUCUCUCACAUUAACCCUCUCUCUCACACACACACACACACACACACUUCUCUCUGUUGUUUCUCCACAGGUUCUCGUUGAUGAAUCGACUCUCGCUCGGUUCACUUGUGUGUGUUUGCUGUAGAAAUGAACUGCUCUGGAUUUGUGUUUGUGUGUUUCUCAGAUGAUGAGUUUGUCCUGUUGCUGUUGCCGUAGUUGUAGAUCUCAUUAAAUGUUUUUUUCGCAGA
Molecule: messenger RNA, 3383 nt
Organism: Carassius gibelio (silver crucian carp)
Lineage: Eukaryota; Metazoa; Chordata; Actinopteri; Cypriniformes; Cyprinidae
Product: POU domain, class 2, transcription factor 1
Exons: 14
Coding region: 55-1878 (607 amino acids)
Biological process (GO): regulation of transcription by RNA polymerase II
Molecular function (GO): DNA-binding transcription factor activity, RNA polymerase II-specific; RNA polymerase II cis-regulatory region sequence-specific DNA binding
Source: RefSeq, a predicted model, not a curated record